Spodoptera frugiperda (fall armyworm) is the source of this 5258-nucleotide messenger RNA. RefSeq lists its product as uncharacterized. Gene Ontology annotation, cellular component: cell periphery. The record is from RefSeq and is a predicted model, not a curated record. The transcript has 21 exons. Lineage: Eukaryota; Metazoa; Arthropoda; Insecta; Lepidoptera; Noctuidae. Bases 507 to 3815 code for a protein of 1102 amino acids.
GCGUAGCCGGCGCGUCCAUUCAAGUCGGGUCGGCGGUACGCCCCCGCUUCACCCUAUUUUCACCCCAAUGCCCGCGUCCCUCGUGGAAACAAUCUUCAGUUCGCGUUUCACCCGCACUGGGGCUGCCUGUCGCUCGCCGCCUCUGCUGCGAAAACACCGCGAUCUUUCUCAAACUAGUGCAAUAUUCAAAACAAUUCGAAUUUCGACUUGUGUUCCAUUUUAGUUCUCGUUCAAGAUUGUUGCAAAUAGUUUUUAGUGUUUUAGUUUCGGCCAGUGUUUUGUUGUUUGUAAUUAUAUUUUCGGCGUGUGUUGGUGUAUGUUUUGUGGACAUCCGCAUUUAGCAAACUUACAUCCAACCACAUCAUUCCAUUUUGAGUGAUUGUUUAUCGGCGUAGAAAGACGGUAACGUCGGGGAUCCCUCAACAUCACUCCGAAAUAUUGCCGGUCGCACUAAGAUUGGGCGGUGAGGCGCAUCGGAGGACGGUUUGAUGGGGCGGUGACCCAGCAUGCGCCGCGUGCCGCUAGCCGCGCUGCUGCGGCUCAUCAUCAUAGCAGGCGGCGCCAAUUUCGUUAAUCCGUACGUGAGUGAAGAGCGCGUUGACCUCAACCAAGUAUGGGUGGAGAUACCUUCGACACUCGUGGCUUUGGGAGGAGACGUGCACAUCCGAGUCCACGGCACGACAGGAGCAGGCCUCAAGGUCCGCAUCGCUCGAGAAGACGAUGACGGACGAGCACUCCUCGCCACCAUGCCUUUAGCACUAGACUCCGAAAACCGCAUGACCCUACCUUGCGGCUACUUCUCCAGAGGAGGCACCUACUACCUAGAAGUCAUUUCAGAUAAGGAUCCUUAUUUACCAGAUUAUGACAAUACGACAGAAGGGAAACGUGAGGUGGAGAUCAGUAACAAGGUGAAGAGAGACGUCAGUGAUGGUAGUCUGAUGGAGACUGGUGAUAGUGUGGUGAAGUCCUGGAAGUUUGACGUGAUGUGGCCGACUGCGAACCUGGACGUGACGCCAGAACAGAUCCAGACGUACCCUGAGAGACAGGUGAUGGCUAUACUGGAGUUCCCCAGGGUCGUGUGUACUCCCAUUGAGUCGAGUGCAGAUUUUUGGCUGGAGUUGCUGUAUUGUGGGCAUUCUAGCGGUGGAGCUGUACUGUGUGAUGGGAAGAACACCAGCUCACAUGCUCAUGUGCUGUAUUCUGAACAGAUGCAUGGUUUCCCUGGUCGUCGGACGAUGACGCUGCGCUGUGAACUCUUCGGUCAAGCUGGAGACUACGCGCUUACAUUAAGACCUGCAGCUGCUGCGGGGCCACAGGAUCUCGCCACCGCUUUUAUCAAAGCGGAUUGGUCAGAGCAGUUCGUGCUGAACGUGCACGGAGGUUCAGUGUUUCCCUGUGGAGAUGGAGUCAGAGUGCUGUUCCAGUACCCUGAGUGUGUGCUGGAGGGCGCUGACCGAGUCAGAGUGUUUGGGAGGGACGCCGACCGACUGCGGUACGUCGCUGAGAGGAGGGUUCGGAGAGGCCAGCACACAGUGUCGUUCGACUGCCGGCUGUUCAGCGAGCGGUACCCGGAGUACUGCUUCGUGUACGUCUCGCAAGCUGUGACGGGCGCCGUCGCUGACGUCAGAAUGGACUGUCUACCCACACUGCCGCUCUCAGCAGAUGGCGGUGCUGGUGGCUGGGGUCAGUGGUCGGCGUGGUCAGCGUGUCCUGCCCCGGCGCAUUGUUCCACCCGCACGCGCAGUAGACACCGCUUCUGUGACUCCCCUCCUCCUGCUUAUGGUGCCAAGUUCUGUGAGGGUCAGGCAGUGGAGUUGGCGGCGUGUGAGUGUGCAGCGCAGCCUUGGGCUGGAGACUCCUCGAUGGUGGUGGCAGAAGUUGGUGCUAGGUGUCGCUGUGGCUGUGUACUGCAUCUCGCACCCACUGCCAGACUGCUGGCUGGUUCCGCCAGAGCCUGUCCAGCUCGGUCGUUCUGGCUUCUCAGGGCUGAGGAAGGUCUGGUGGUCAGACUUCGAAUGGAAGCUGUGCGUCUCCCGUGUGCUGGACAGUCGUUGAGGGCCAGAGAUGGUGACUCAUUGGGGUCGCCACUCCUGGCUUCCUGGGAUGGACCUGAUAGUACCGCUGUGACAUCUGGUGACGUGGAGACUACGACAGACGGUAGUGGUGUGAUGGAGAUAGCUGGGGGUCGUCAUAUACUGGUGGAACUGCGGUCGGGAGACACCAGCGACCGCUGUGCAGGCGGGUUCCUUGCUCACGCCACGCAGAUAGAACCGAUCCGCAAUGCAUCAGCAGCAUGGGCAUCAGUCAGUGGUGGGAUGUGGUGGCGAGGCGGCAGUGGUGCGAGGGAGGCUGCCGUGGCGCUUGCAGCCGCUGCAGCGCUGGCCGCGCUGUGUCUAGCGCUGCAUUCAGCGCACCGCACCAGAGCUUACCAACGCGCUGCUGAUAAAGAGUCGCUCACCGACAGUGACGCAUGCUCAGCAUCACUGGAGCUGGGUGGAGCACCGACAGGGUCGCGCAGUACUCUUCUAUCUGAAGUGGUGGGCGGUGGAGUGUCACUGCGGCGGCUGCUGCCUUCGGGGAAGACGAGGCACACGAGGCUCCGAGACUCCGAUAGACAUUCUGAAAAUGUGGAACAGAGGGAUGAAGAGGAUCCCGGAACUGACAUUGAAGCAGAACCAGACAACACAAGCGUCGUGAGCGCGGAAAGUGUUGCCAGUCAAGCGACAGUCACCCCUGAGACGGUGUCGUCUAGCAGCGCCCCUGUUACUGGCAACAUUCCACCUUCACCACUUCGGAGAUCCCAUACAGUGUCUGUGACUAACGUCUCGCAGACACAUGCACCACAGGUAACUUCACCACCCCAGUCGACAACCGACUCUCUGGUGGUCGAAAUGAGUACCAGCGUGAGCAGCGUGAGUGAAAGGGACAGCUGUAGCGAGAAAGACAGAGACAGCUGCAUGUGGGACAAGGAUAGAAGCGAGAGCAGAGCAUCGUCGUCAACGUCCGCUGCAACACUGACUAAUGGCUGGUAUUCACCAGCUCUUAGCGGCGUGUCUGCAGCAAAGAUCAGGGACAACCCGAAGCACACCAAGGAAUCUUGCAACCGUCGCCUGCUGAGGUCAGACCUCAGCCUCACUUCACACCCGGAGAUGGAGAUCGACUAUUAUGACUAUGAAGUUAAUAAUGCUGGUUCAGUUCCUGGUUCGUAUUUGGGAAUGGAUCCAGCGUUCCUAGUUUGGAUCCCACCGCUUGAAGAAGGCGAUAUUCUCAAGGAGAUCGAUGAAAACAAAGUGCCAAUAUAUGAGGAAAUAUUACCAAAGGACCUUCAUCCUGACCCUGGCAGCAACACGGAGUCACCUGAAGACAGACCAUCAUCAAGCACUCUCAAGAGAAACCCUGACAACCGCAUCAACAGGUCAAACGAAUCCAUCAAAUCAUUCCGUAAAGUCAUCGAGAAGGGAAACAUAAUACACCCGCUAAACUUCAGCAUAAGUGAUUUGCAAAACUCGCCUAAAAUGGCGAAGAGGAAUAAGAAAAAGAAAGCUGAAAGUCCCGUGACGAUACAAAUGAAAGAUUUGACGCUAACGCGAUCUCCAGUGAGAGUACAUAGAAAAGAGAAUCGCAGUGACUACGAUACGUCGACAUUAAAAAGGGUAAAUGAGGCCAAGGAAAAAGAUUCUGCUACCCUAAAAAGAAACGAUUUCUCUGAUAUAAAAUUCGCUGACGAAAAUUCUGAUUCAUCAAGUGAAAUUAAAUUUGCCGAUGAUUCGCCAGAUAGCAAUAGGAUUGUUGAUAAAUAUAAUGUUAAAACUUAAUUAGGAUCGUUGGAACCCGUUAGAUAGAUACUGCAUUCACACUUAUUUAAAAACGGUAUCAUAAUUACCCCGUUUCUAAAUCACGGAAUAUUUUCUUAAUUUUUCUUCAAACACGAUAGCAAACGAAUUAUAAAGUAUGAACUAACCGCCGUACUCAGAGUCAUUUAAUAGUUACUUAACCCAGUCCUUAACAAUUGUUCACUAUGCAAAAUAGUUAUUAAGAAAUAAGUAGUUUUAGUAAUCAUUAAAUGUCUCUGAGUGCGGCAGUUAAUUGCUCCGCUGACAUAAAAUAAUCAUUAAAGGUAAUAUCAAUAAUCACAAAUCCAAAAGAGCUAAUGAAUAUUCAAGGGGUUUAACAUUUUAAUUUGAUUAACAAUUCCAUUUCCCAUUAGUUGAGUGUAAGGACCAAUCUGUGAAUAAAUCCGACAUAUUAUAGCUCUCAUAUCAUCAAAAUAAUAUUUUUCAAUGUCAUUGUACCAUUUAUCAUCGAUGUAAGGUAGUCACACAUAUAGUCAUAGAAUUUUAUAAUCAAGCUAAUCGUUAGUAGUAUUGUAGAAUUCACUUGGCCCUCACUUUUAAAUAAAUAAUGAUGAUAUUGCUUCAAAUAUAGAAAAAGGUAUCAAAAGACCAGAAUAAUUGUCUCGAAGUGUUUUUGGUCCUUUGCUACGAAUGCUAAGAUCCGAUAAAAUGGCGAAAUCUUUUUCUAAAUUUCAAGUAAAUUGAUGUUACUCGCAUUGUAUAUACUCAUAGCAUCUUCUGAUUGUUCUCACAUAAUAUUUAUUUAGUUUUUAUCAAUAAAAUAAUGACAUCGCUGUGCCCACGCUGCCAAAGAGUAGUUUAUUUAAUAUCCUAAGUUUCAGUCAAUAAUUUUAAUGUUUAUUAGAAGACUGACUUUCGGGCAGUGCAAUAAAUUAACAUUCGAAAGUAAUCUUAAAAUUUCUAGUCAUUUUGUUUAGAAGCGAUUAAUUAAAAACUUAUUUUGCUAACAAAGAAUCUGAAAAAUUCUUCAACGAGUUUUAAAUUACUCUUUUCUUGGUACGAAGUAAUUUGAAGGAUAUAAUUAUGAGCGAAUUAAUGUAAAAGCAGUGCCCUUAGUAUGAGUUUGCUUUACGUUUAAAAUAAACGAAACAAGAGAGCAUCGGGCGUUCUGAUUGGUUGGUCGAAUAAACCGGCCAAUCAAACGCCGAACGCAUUCGUUUCGUUUACUUUUUUUAAAGCAAACUUGUACUAAGGGUGCAAAAAUACAUAAUCCUUGUUAUUAUAAAGUACAGGAUUGUAGGCUUUAUUUAUGUAUUUGCAUUUAUUUAUUUACUAAGAUGUAAGUAGCAAUAAGUAUUGUUUUUAAUAUUAUUUGUAUAGGUUUGUAUGUUCCUGAUAGAACUAAUUGUUUUAAUGUUUUAUUUGUGGAAGCUCGAUUAAAGGCAUUUUCAUUUUGUAAUUUGA